Messenger RNA from Priceomyces carsonii, 1050 nucleotides. Its product is annotated as D-arabinose 1-dehydrogenase (NAD(P)(+)). Gene Ontology annotation, cellular component: cytosol. Gene Ontology annotation, biological process: dehydro-D-arabinono-1,4-lactone biosynthetic process. The record is from RefSeq and is a predicted model, not a curated record. The coding region runs from base 1 to 1050 and encodes 349 amino acids. Gene Ontology annotation, molecular function: D-arabinose 1-dehydrogenase [NAD(P)+] activity. The transcript has a single exon. NCBI's taxonomy places the organism in Eukaryota, Fungi, Ascomycota, Pichiomycetes, Serinales, Debaryomycetaceae.
AUGGAUAAUUCCUUGCCUAUUGUACCCCCAAAGAAAGGAGGUGAGAGCAAAAUUGAAGACUUGCCUCCCUUAAUUUUUGGUGGAGCAGUCCUCAACACCAUAUAUACUGACGAUCCCUUCAAAAUGCCGAUUACAGAAAUGAUUGAUAAGGCAUUUGAAAAUGGAAUUAUAGCUCUCGAUACAUCUCCCUACUACGGCCUGUCAGAGGAGAUUUUUGGAAAAGCAUUGAAUGCUCUUAAAGAUAAAUGGAAUAGAGAGUCAUAUUUCCUCUGCACCAAGGUAGGACGGCAUCCUGAUGGGUUCAGGUACUCGAGAGAAGGCAUCAGGAAAUCUGUUAUGAAUUCCAUUGAAAAAUUAAAUACACUGUAUCUUGACUUGGUGUACUGUCACGAUAUAGAGUUUGUCAAAGAUGAGGAGAUUUUUGAAGCUUUGAGAGAAUUAAAACUCUUGAAGGACGAAAAUGUAGUCAAAAAUAUUGGUAUCUCCGGUUAUCCAGUGAAUUUUUUGUAUAAGAUAGCUCUAGGAGCAUCUAAGGAUAAUACAAUUGGGCCAUUGGAUGCUGUAUUAUCAUACGCCAACGGGUGUCUCCAAAAUACAAUUUUGUUUGACGAAUAUCAAAAAUUCUUCGAUAUCGGUGUCAAAAAGAUGUUGAACGGAUCAAUCUUGAGCAUGUCGUUACUUAGAUCUCAGAAGACCCAUGAUUUUCAUCCUGCUCCUGCUGCACUAAAGGCUGCUGUUCAAAAAGUUGCUUCUCACUUGAAGAGUGAAUAUUCCGGUUUGGAACUUGCGGAUUUAUCUACACGAUUUGCUUAUAGAAACUGGCUUUUCGAGGACAAAAAUCAUGGAAAAGAGCUCGAGUGGAAGAGAGAUUGCUCCCUUGUCCUCGGAGUAUCCACUAUUCAAGAGUUGCAAGAUGCAAUUCAAAAUUAUUGGACAGUGAAGCAGAAUUUAAACGGUGUUCUCGAAAAGGAUGCAAGUAUAGUAGAAGAGGCCAGAAAAAUGCUUGGUCCAGAACAUUUGGACGAAACAUGGCCUAGUGGCUUUCAUUAA